CAAGCAAGCAGGCUGUAACUGUUUCCUACUUCUAUGACAGCACGAGAAACAGCUAUCGGAUUAUCAGUGUGGAUGGAGCCAAGGUGAUCAUAAACAGCACCAUCACCCCCAACAUGACCUUCACUAAAACAUCGCAGAAGUUCGGGCAGUGGGCAGACAGCAGAGCCAACACUGUGUUCGGGCUGGGCUUCCCCUCCGAGCAGCAGCUGACCAAGUUUGCAGAGAAGUUCCAAGAAGUAAAAGAAGCUGCCAAACUUGCAAGAGACAGAUCUCAAGAGAAAAUUGAGACCUCAAGCAAUCAUUCACAGACCAGCAUUGCAGCCAAGAUGAAAAGGGAGUCUGGACGUGAAACACCAUCUUCCACUCGAGCUUCAAGUGUGAAUGGCACAGACGACGAGAAGGCAUCACAUGGUGGCUCUGCUGAGGCACAUCUCAAAUCUGAGAAUGAUAAAUUAAAAAUUGCUCUAGCCCAAAGUUCAUCCAACGUGAAGAAGUGGGAGACGGAGCUGCAGUCGCUGCGGGAGAGCAAUGCACGGUUGUCCACAGCGCUGCAGGAGUCGGCGGCCAGCAUCGAGCACUGGAAGAAGCAGUUCUCAGCCUGCAAGGAGGAGAACGACCAGCUGAGGGGCAAGAUUGAAGAACUGGAGGAACAAUGCAAUGAAAUAAACAAAGAGAAGGAAAGAAAUGCACAGUUGAGUAGACGCCUCCAGGAACUGGAAACAGAACUUCAGGACAAAGAGUUGGAACUGGAAGAGCUUCGAAAGCAGGGUGAAAUUAUACCAGAGCUAAUGUCAGAAUGUGAAUCUCUAUCUGAACAAUUGCAGGCUGCUGAGAAAAAGAACAAAGAUCUAGAAGAGAAAGUCAGAACGCUAAGGACAGAAGUCGAAGAGAACAAACAUAGGCAGACCAACCUUAAAACUGAAUUAAAGAAUUUUUUAGAUGUACUAGACGGGAAGAUAGAUGAAUUACAUGAUUUCCGACAAGGACUGUCUAAACUUGGGGUUGACAAUUAGAUGGCAAUAGAUCUUUUUUGUAAUCUAGGGUCUGGAUGUUUGAUGUUUUGUUGAUCCCAAACGUGUGUUUUACAAAAUAUAACUAGAAUGUUCCACUUGUUUGCAUUGGUUUUGUACAUAGAGGCUGAAAAUUUGCUGUGGGUUUUUGGUUGGUUUUUUUUUUGGUGGGUUUAUUUUAUUUUGUUUGUUUAUUUACCAAACCAAUCGUGCUGCUCACUGAAUUCUGUUGAGAUUAGAAACUUUCUAUAUUGCUGCUCUGGCUUUGUGGGGUUGGGAACAGGUAGAGGGUUCUGUCUCAGGAAUCUGGAACUAGACCUACCUUAAAAUGAAUAUGCAGUUAGUUGUUGCAGGGAAAUUUAUAUCUUUCUUUAAGGGCUGUUGCAACCAUAGAAACAGAAAAGAAGUCUUUUUCUUGUCCAGACUAUCAGCACUCUUAGCAGGAUUGACUUUAUUCUGUGGUGGAGCAGAGGGAUUAGCUGGAGCCCCUGCAGUUUGUAAAGUGUGCCUGUGAUGAGCUGCAGCCAGGAAAAUCACUUCUCACAGAUACCAGUAUCUUUAGGACCAUGUCAAUCAGGCCUGGUUCACCAAAAAAAAAUGCAGUGGAUUUCAGAUAACCUCUGAUAGAGGUUCCAUGUGCUUGCCUGGAUCCAUACAGAACAGUCAACAAUGCAGAAAUGAGUUUCAACUCUUGAAGUCGAGUGUCUUACCAGUCAGUGAGGACAACUUCUCUUAGCAGCAUCACCUCUCUCUGGCCUUCAGUUUUGAACCCAUAUAGUUCCAUCAUUAUGUGCAUCUCUGAAAAAUGCCCACCUGAGUCUGGGGACCAGAUAUUUAUUUUUAAAAGUGGUAUGUUGCUGGUUUGUACAGGUCUCGUGCCCCUCUGUGUGCAACUUGAUUGUUGUUGAUUGACUUCUGCAGCAGUGAGGAAGGAGACAUGGAUCUGAAAAGCAUUAUAAGGUUACUGGAAGGUGUUUAUCUGAAGCAAAUUUCUGCCCAGGAGACUGGCAGGGCGAUGGCCACGUGAAAUCUAAGUCCUUUCCCAUGAUUUCUGCAUUCUCUGGCAGUAGGGUAGGGAUUAGUCACCAAGUGAGGUUGUACAAAAAAAGCCCAUCUCAGUCAGAGAGGCAGAAAUGUUCCUUUAUUCUUGAACUGAUUAUUCAGCAGCUCUAAGAGUGUUUUGAGAAAUGCAAGCACAUACCCCAGCCUUCAGUGAGGAGGAAGUUCAGUUCAUGACAGACAGAGAUGUAAAAAGGGACAGAGAGGAGAAUCCAGCCCAAACAUUGCUCUUUCCCUUAGAACUUCCUUCAGUUUCUUUCUCUUCUUUCUCCAUAACCUGUUUUGAGAGUGUUUACCUGGGACCUUAAUUCAGUAAAGCACUUUUGUGUACGUGAUGUCGUUAUUUGCUUGAUUCUGAUGACAGCUUUGUAAAGCACUGUGUUAGUGCUUCCCAGCAGUGACUGGUAUAAAAUGGCCAUGCUUUCCUUGGAAUUUCAGGGCUUUCCUUGGAACUUCAGGGCUUUUUUCUUUUUUUGGCACAUCUUGAUUAUUAAAGUGGCCUUUAAAAGAAAGGUGGGUUGUAGGUGAAAUAUGCAUUGAAUACUUUUUCACAGAUGAAUAUGUAAUUCCCAUGGUGGAGAUGGGAUCUGUCUGCAAUUGCCCCUUGAAUUUUCAUUUCAUCUGUUACUAUUACAUUAUCUUCAUUGCCUGUUUUUUAGAAUGGACUUUGAGUAUUUUUGCUUUUUACUCCUUUGAAACAAUGGAUGUAAAGUUAGGACCUUUCAUAACCAUUAUGACCAUUUAAAUCUAUUUUAAAAAAAUUGUUUUAGGCUGUUGAUAUUUAAAAAUAAAAAUAAAAGUCAGGUACAUAGCAUGUAGGCGUGUGAAAAUUAGACUUUGCCAGCAUGGAAGAUUCAACAGUUGCAUAAUGUGGGGUUAGAUCAGACUUCUCAAAAUUGAAAAUGACGUCAGAAACUGUGUGGUUGUGCACAAGUAGUCUCCAUUUUUAGUCUUUUUAUGUGAUAGAAAGUCAGAUAUACACCAUAAUUUAGCAGGCAGCUCAUCCUGCUUCUCCUCUCCUCCCAUGCUGCUUUUUCAUCCCUGCAUCAGCUGGGAACCACAGGAUAACACAAUUAAGAGCUGCAAGCAAUACUGGCAGUCAGGGCCCUGCUCCUCACAGUGCUUCAUUGCUUUUGCACCAAGAACUGUGCCCUGUCUUCCUUUUCCUGCUGAGUAAUCUUAGGGCUUCUCUCUGUUUCAACAUAAAUUUUGGUUUUGGCAUGAUGCUGGGUAAAAGGAUGCAAAAGACUCAGUGAAAAAAUUACACUGUUUGGCUUAAUCCAGAUCUUUGUUUUUCACUUCAGUCAGGUCUAAGAUCCAGUUCAUUAGGAAUGUAUUAAGCCACUCUUAAAUUGCAAGGGAAGUGUUUCCAUGGGAUUGCAUUGAUUAAACAGAUGGAGUUUGAUGGUGGCACAUUAAGGCACUGCACAGCUCUGACACAGGCAGUUAUUUCUGGGUGCUUAGUGCCUGCCAGAGGAACAAUGGAGUCCUUAAAUAAAUCCCUGCCCUGUCUCUUCUAUCUUGCCCUAGAUGUAUGCAUCACAUAUCUGCUAUUUCUCUGAUGCUGAGUUGUUAGGGAUGCCUGUACACAGCUUUAUGCUGUGGGAAACUCCGUCCUUCAAGCCUCCAAGGGCUUGUUAUAAUUGCCUUCUUUCUUCUUUCUUCCCAACAGCAGUAAGUUGAGAGCUUCUACAUAGAAUCAUUUAAACUCCCCAAAAUGCCAUCUCUUUUAAUCUUCCCAUCUCUUUCAUUGGAUUUUCCCUCUUCGAGAGAAAAAAGCGUGGCAGUGCAUGCUCUCAGGAGUGUUUGGGCACCAACUGCAGCUGCCCUCUCCAGCCUGUCCCUGUCCCCACCCCAGGGGACCGAUGGUGUCACACACUGCUUAUUCCUUGGUGCUCUCUGGUGGCCCAGCACUAACUUGUGUGCCAAACAGAGCCUCACACUGCUCCUCUUGAGACUCAUCCCAGCACUGAAAUGCCUCCUCUGUCCUGAUGGGAGCACCAGGGCAGCCAGCCAUCCCCCAGCAAAAUGCACACACCAUCCCACGGAUGCACUGACCCUCCUUUUGUGCACAGCUGGAAUUUCACCUGUGGGCACCCUGAGUUCAAAGACACCUGCUUAGGGAUGGCCCUAAACACUGCCAGGGCCAUGGAAUUUUCAUCCCUGUCCAAGAGAGGAUCUGCAGAACUUGGUUUUAUUUGUUACACAGUGCUGGGCUAAUCCUGGUUUCCCUGUGUCUGUCAGCAGUGCCUUGGUCAGCACUCCCACCCAGCCUGAGCACAGGUUUAUAGCAGGCUGUACCUCUCCUUGGGUGACCCCGAGUUCCCUUUCUGGACACAGGUUUCUCCCUCUAAGUGGUUUUUAUGGCAGGAUCUCUCCUACCUCACUUACAUGGUCUCUCCUUAACAAAGGACAUGUGCUUGGCACUUGCUGUGUGGGUUUCAGCACCACCACGGGUCCUGCCACACAUCAGCAACCUGGGAGCUUCAGCUCUGCUGGCCUCCUGUGACACCAGGACAGAGUGUGUGUUACUGACCUCUGGCUGAGAGACUUCUCUGAGGUGAUGUUAGAGCUGCUGAAUAAUGCUACAGUUUGAGGGGUUUUGACAAAAUGAGGAAAAAACAGGUAUACCUUGUAUUAUAUAAAAGCAAAAGUGACAUUAAAAUUGAUAGAAUUAUUUUCAAGGGGAAAGAAUAUUCCAUUAGACACAUUAUGUCACAUUUUGGAAAAAUACCUUAGUCUCAUAUUAGGGAUAAAUUAUUUCAAAAUGAAAAAAAUGGAACUUUGUUACACAGAAUAAAGGUUAACCUUUUGGGGUUUUUAUUA
Messenger RNA from Cyanistes caeruleus (blue tit), 4895 nucleotides. The record is from RefSeq and is a predicted model, not a curated record. Lineage: Eukaryota; Metazoa; Chordata; Aves; Passeriformes; Paridae.